Messenger RNA from Owenia fusiformis, 1912 nucleotides. The record is from the annotation of a GenBank genome assembly. NCBI's taxonomy places the organism in Eukaryota, Metazoa, Annelida, Polychaeta, Sabellida, Oweniidae.
AUUCAUGCGAAAGAAAGAGCUGAAUCAGACGGGUUUGAAUUCAUUGCUGCGCUGUUGCAUCUAACUAUCCCUUAAAAAGUUGACGUAUUGCGCUUCGGGGUACGAGAGAAAAACACUCACAACCGACAUAACAAUCUAAUCGGGAAGAUCAGUGCAGGACUUAAUUGUUUUAUAGACAUAAAGGUGUCACACCGACAAGCGUUUCCUACUCUAGAACACAUUAAGGACAUCAACGGCAAAUAUCCAUAUUUUAAAACUGUGACGGGUGAGAUUUGUAAACAAUGAUUUCUCAGAGCAAAAUACGAGUAAUAUGUCUCUGUAUUGUUUCUAUUAUUACAACAAUUGCUCUUAUGAGUUUUCAGUGGACUGGACAUGCAAAAGAAGUAAACAGGCCAGUCCCCGUCAAACGUGUUUACAUUGUUAAAAAUAAAGGAUUAAGUAGUUAUAUUGAGCCACGUAGCAAAGUUAAUCUACAUUUAAAGGGAUUUAGGAAGAAUGAUCGCAAUGAAAAUCUCCUAAUGUACAGCAAAGCUUCUAAAUGUGGAAGCACUACGCUGCUUGCAGUUAUGACAACUGCUUGCGAAUAUAGCGGAAAAUACAAUUUGACUCAUAUACUCCCCGUACCAGAAAUAAGCGAAUUGACCACAGUUGCAGAAAAGCAAAAUUAUGCAUUGACUCAACUUCAAGAUAAAAGACCCACAAUAGUUGUGGGCCAUUUCAGCUUUUUCGAUUUCAUCGAACUUGGCUUCAAACAGCCAUUGUUUAUAGACAUAGUACGAGAUCCGGUAGAAAGAUGGAUUUCUAACUUUUAUUACUAUAGGUCUUCCGAAAUUCAUAUAAAACGUCUGAACUUUACUGAGGGUGAAACAAACCAAACAUUUGAGGAAUGUUACCAAAUGUGGAAAAAGAAGACUGGGUGUUCGGGAAAGAAUAUUAAACAAACCGUUGCAUGUUUGAAAGAAAAACCAGCCAAAGGUUGCCUCCGUUUCAAAGUUUAUCAUUCAUAUUACUCAUUUUGGUUUUCAGGGAAGUACAGCACCAACCGUUCGCUGAUUUCAAGCGCCAAUGCAAAAUCAAACAUUGAAAAAUAUUAUGCAUUCGUUGGUCUGACUGAGCACUUUAACGAAACCGUUAGAGCAAUGGAAAGGGUCUUACCGAGGUUUACAGAUGAAUUGUCAAGGGCAUACAACGCCCAUCGCGUUGUACAGGUAAAGAAUCGUUCACUUAGGAAGGCGAGACCAAGUAAUAAAACAAUUGCUGUAAUGAAGGAAUAUCUAGCGGAUGACUACGAUUUUUACAAAUUUAUAAGUCAAAGAUUUUACCGUCACUUGAAGCAUCUUGGAAUCAAACUUACCUGACACAUGGGAUAAAAAAAAUGCAGUCUGCGAGCCAAAUAUUGCUACAUAUCCUGAUAAUAAAGUGCUUUCACAUAAACGAUUGGAUGGCUAAACUUUGAGGAAGCCAUUAGAAUGCAGUGAAUGAAAUUAACACCCAUCGGUGUGGGGAAAUAAUAUUUUCUCUUGUCAUUCGUAGAUGAACACAUAUUAGGGAGGUUAAGCUUGCAUAUAAAAAACGAAUCAAAAACGUAUAUCACGUAUGAAUCGCCCAUAUAGCCCAUGGUAUGACUGGACUUCCAAAUAUGAAGGAUCCGUAGCACAAUAUAGCGCAGCAACAUUUAAAGCAAUAUUUAAGGAGGUGCAUAUGUUUGAAUAUUUUUUAAAUACCAUUUGCUGAAAAAAACUUCUGGGUUUCGGGUUGAAAAAUGUCUUUCAUCACAAGGGGUCAAAAAAUGUAAAUAUUUUGAUUCGAAGUUUUAUAAAUUUUAUGAGACACAGGCCGUUAUUCUUAGCAUACGGACAAUAAAAUAGAUUAUCAUAAUGUAAAAAGUUACUAUAAUUUUACUUGAAAUGUC